CGGUGGGAGCUGCUCGCACCCUGCUUGGAACUAAAGACCCUUGGAGAGAAGGAAUGGUGCAUCAUUCAAGAGAAUCUGGCGGAGAUUUAAACACAGAACGAGGAAAUGGUGUCACUCACCACAGCGCGUAGACUGGGUUCUGCAAGGUAACACCCAUGGCUUCGAUUCAGCCUGUGAGGUGACCCAGUCGCACGCGCGCGGACGCCAAACGGCCUUAGAUUACAUUACGUCCGGACAACGCAUCGAGUGCAGUGACCAGACUCAGCUUGCCCACAUGGUACAUAUUCCAGUUUCCUCCCCAUUACUGCGCUUUUCCGAAGUCUAGAUCGAUCUCUCUGUCUGAAUCCAGUAUUCUUCUGCUCAGCUGCAACAUCCUGCCCAUGAAAGCUAGCAGGAAACUUUCAGAAGGCGAUUGGUUGCGUUUUAUGUCAGAUGGACAUGAAAUGAAGCCCCAAACCUCCAUCCUGCUUUAGCUCAAGAGUAAAAGAAAAGAAGAGCCGCUGUGUCUGUAGUAAUAUAACUACGCCAUGGCAUCUUCUGAUGGGCUUUGUGUCACUACUCUUGCCCUUCCAGUAGCUGAUAAGGAGUCUCCAACAUUCUGGACCAUGUGUGCAUUCUGUCACUAUGUGCACGAGUACCUGAGGAGGUAUGAGAAUCUUGACAUCUGGUGCCAGACUUGUCGCAGACCGUUUCGUGCCAUAGCCAUGGCUACUGCACCACCUAUAGUUCCUGGUACUGACUCUUAUUAUUACUGGCCUUGUAGCCCCUUUAGCCAGAGUCCGGGGCCUCCAGGCUUUGGUGGCUACCCCGCUCCUAUUAUGGAUCAAAAUAUGGCCAUGCCUUGGAGACAUUUUUUUUCUUCUCCACUGCCUAGCUUGCCACCUUCUGAAGUGUCAAACGAUGCCCAGAAGAUACCAACCGAGCAAAAAGCAGUAGCUUCUGAUCCAUCUCAGACAACCCAUACUCCAUUGCCAGUUCCUACCAUGAACGGGGACUCAUCCCACAGGCCUCUUUCUAAAAAAAAGUCUGCACGGGCGAAGCCAAGCAACAGAAAGAGUGGUGAAAGAAUGAAGAUUCAUGCACUUACAACUGAACCAAGGGUUACAAGGUCAAAGAACAGCGAAAAGCAAAAUGAGCAUGUAAACCAACACGAAGAAGAAUCCUUGAGCCCAACUAAAAGUUCACCAAUUCAAAGAAAUGUAUCUGGGAAUGCAAGGAAUUUGCUGGUGAAAAAGGCUAAGUUGGAAAUCCUCAAGAAUGCCUCAGAGAACCAGAAAACUGAAAAAUGUGCAGCUUCCAGUCCUGUUAAUUCCACAAUUACUACCACUCCGGCAAACACCACUGCUCGAACACAAAAGAGGAGAAAUGACAAUGUGGAGCAGAAGGUGCGUAAGGUAAAUUCUUCGAGGUCUGGAAAAUCUGGGUCCGGGUCUGGGUCACGAAAGAACUCCAAGAGUCCUGCAGAUGAGAAGGUAGGUGAACCAAAUCAUUUGAUACCUGAUGACCCUGAUGGAGGAGAAGUUUAUGAAAUGAUCCAAGGCAUAUGUAAAGAUAUUGUUGGUGCUGAGGAAAUUGAGGAGCCACUGGCUACUUCUUUAGCUAUCGAUGUCCCCGACUCUGAUUUCUAUAAUUUUGAUGAUGAUAGAAGUGAGUACAGCUUUGAAGAAGGGCAUGUGUGGGCAAUAUAUGAUGAAGAAGAUGGGAUGCCUAGAAUAUAUGCUAAAAUUCAGAAGGUGAUUUCACGUUAUCCAUUUUCAGUGCAGAUAGCUUGGUUGCAAUCUAUAACCCGUACCAAACGUUCUUGUGGGCAAUUCAAGAUUACAGGGGGAACAACCAGCAAUGUUUUAAAUCUUUUCUCACACAAAAUGAACUGGGAAACUUUGCCAUCAGGUGGUGACGUAAGAAUCUAUCCAAGGAGACAUGAGGUAUGGGCAGUCCAUGAUAAGAGGAAUUCUAGUGACAGUGAAGACCCAUCAAGAUAUCAGAUUGUCGAAAUACUCCAAGAAUAUACAGAAGAACAUGGAGUUUCACUUAUAUCUCUUGUUAAGGUCAGUGGUUUCAAGUCUGUAUAUCAGAGGGUGCAAAUUGGUUCAGAUCCAUUUGUUUGGUCUUUAUUCAAGAAAGAUCUACAUAAAUUCUCACACCAAAUUCCAGCUAGAAAAAUUUCAGAAGAUGUUCCUGAGUUAUCUCAAGAUUGCUGGGAGCUUGACCCUGCAGCCAUCCCAAACUGUCUCUUGAAGGGUGACUAAGUAAAAAUAGAUCAUCAGCAAGAAUGAUGCAUCUGGUUCUGAAGGUUGACUAUUGAGAAGCAAAAUUCUACCAGUGAUCUCAUGCUGAAUUCUAAAUACAGGAAGAUUGUGGUAGUAAAAAUGAACUGAGUUCUCCUGAACUCAUCAAAUAUAAUGAUGGCUAGUACGUAUGAAUCAUGGCAGGCAAUCUGUAUACUUUAUGUGGUGUAUACAUUAGUUAAAUUGUAAUAUUUUGCAUGAAUUUGCAAAUGGGAACAUUUCAGGGAACUGCAGUAAUACUGGAAUUGGUUAUAUGUAGCUUCUUUUGCAAGGUUAAGUCACAAAAACCUUGGGUUUCUGGUGGUUUUUUUUUUUUUGGCACAAGCAUAUGCUAGAGCUUAUGAUAGUCAAUUUUAAGCUAGUACCCAAUCUGUACUUACCUUGUAACUUGCAAGAUUGAACGUCAUAACAAAUGAACUUAGUGCAAUUGACGUGACCACUAUUAAUGUGUAGAUGCCUCUGCCUCAAAAUGUAGAAUUAGUUGGAGAAGAAUGCCCUACUUUUUAGUUCAAUUGAAAUGUUGACCUGUUGCUUCCUUGAAUUGGAUGUACAUCAUUAUGAACCAUUGCUCUCAAUUUGUCCUACACUCCUUUAUUUAAAGUAUACUUGGAGUGGUGAUCUUUUCUAGUUAAUUUUCAUUGUACGGGAGGGUAUUGUGUUUUCUAUGCCCAUGGUUGGUUGAAACCAACAUAGCAGCUUUGUUAUCAUAUUGCAAUCUUUUGGCUUCAGUUGCAUAGUUCAUAACAUGCAAGCUUCCCAUCUUCCAUCAGUAUUAUCUUAAGGUAAUUCUUUCUGGCUAUUGCAGUAAAAUUUUAGAUAUUGAACUGCUCUUUUCUUCCCUUCUAUCUGCUCAAGUCUGUUUAGCACUUGUUUGCCUAGUCCUCUUUUCCAGGACAUUUUGUCUCUUUUUAUGUUCGUUCUUGAAAUUCUUUCUUUGGCCAUACAACUCAAGCACCAUCUUCUAAGUAAUAUUUACUAAAGGGGGUGAACUUUACCACUUGGAUGUUAGACUGAUCAAUUAUGUUUCUGGUUGAAAGUGAAACUGUUCUGAAAGAUGAACUGCCCUGCGUAUUUAAACCUAAGUUCAUUUUAUGUUCACAGAGUUCAAUUGGCAUGCUAGUUUGCAAGUCAACUAAAGCAAUCCAAUCAGCACCGACUGUCUUGGCACUUCUUCAUAUUGGAUAGUUACACAGCCGGCUUCCAUUGUCAAGCUCUUUCCUUUAAAAAUUAUGUCAAUUAGUUAAUAUACCUAGUCACUUCACAUUAUUUGUUAUGAAAAUAGCUUGCUGCAUCUAUUAUUGUCCACAAUUUCAGGUUACAAUAAAAGGCAAGGUGGCUCAUACUACCCAUUUUUGCUUUGGAGUGAUGUUCCGGGGAGAAUCAUAUCUGAACUUCUCAAUAUUAAAUGAAUUACAACAAACUCUGCAUAUUGGUUAAGCAAAACGUUUAUGGCAGUACUUCAGAUAAUGUCAAUUGUAGUUUGUGGAGGCCGUGGUUCCAAGGCUUAUUGCUUAACGGUCACAUCUACACAGCAAUGAAGCAUCACACUUCUGCCUGUAACACAUGAAAUGUCUCAUUUAGCUCUAGCUUACGUUUAAGAUAAGGAUUACAACGAAGAAUCUUUAAGCCCUUGUGCACAAAAAAAAUAUUUGUUUUUAGAAGUGCAUGUAGAUGGCAAAAAUUGUCGACAACUGUGCUGCAUACUUUCUUAACUGAUUUGUCUACUGACUUUGAAUCGUUUGGUUCAGCAUGAGUUGUCUGUUGUUCAUUCUUUUUCUUCGACCAAAAUAAAAUUGAAUGUUCAAUUUUAAUUUA
Messenger RNA from Nymphaea colorata (pocket water lily), 4103 nucleotides. RefSeq lists its product as uncharacterized. The record is from RefSeq and is a predicted model, not a curated record. The transcript has 3 exons. NCBI's taxonomy places the organism in Eukaryota, Viridiplantae, Streptophyta, Magnoliopsida, Nymphaeales, Nymphaeaceae. The coding region runs from base 528 to 2249 and encodes 573 amino acids.